Molecule: messenger RNA, 5568 nt
Organism: Chrysemys picta bellii (western painted turtle)
Lineage: Eukaryota; Metazoa; Chordata; Testudines; Emydidae
Source: RefSeq, a predicted model, not a curated record
AAGGGGAACAAGAUGGCCGCCGGGCCGUCGCUAGGAGACGCCCUCGCGUGAUCCGGCGCGGCGCGGGGGGGGGAGGACGUUCGCGUGCGCGGUGACGUCAGGGCGGCUGUGCUAAUGCUGCGGCGGCCGCAGUAGGGGCUGGAGUGGGCUGCAGGGUUAAAAUUCCACUCCUGGUUUGACCGACACUUGCCUUUCAUCAUGGGGGAGCUUUUCCGCAGUGAGGAGAUGACCCUGGCCCAGCUUUUCCUCCAGUCGGAAGCUGCAUACUGUUGUGUCAGCGAGUUAGGAGAGCUUGGGAAGGUUCAGUUCCGUGAUUUGAACCCUGAUGUGAAUGUGUUCCAGCGUAAAUUUGUUAAUGAAGUCAGGAGAUGUGAGGAGAUGGACCGGAAACUCAGGUUUGUUGAGAAGGAGAUUAAAAAAGCGAACAUCCCAAUCCUGGACACCGGUGAGAACCCAGAGGUGCCUUUCCCCCGUGACAUGAUCGAUUUAGAGGCAAACUUUGAGAAAAUUGAAAAUGAGCUUAAAGAGAUCAACACAAACCAGGAAGCUCUGAAGAGAAACUUCCUAGAGCUGACCGAAUUAAAAUGUAUACUGCGCAAAACUCAGCAGUUUUUUGAUGAGGCUGAAUUGCAUCAUCAGCAGAUGGCGGAUCCAGACCUGCUGGAGGAAUCGUCUUCGCUCCUGGAGCCAAGUGAGAUCGGAAGAGCUGCCCCUCUGCGACUUGGAUUUGUGGCCGGCGUGAUCAACCGUGAGCGAAUCCCUACCUUUGAGCGCAUGUUGUGGCGAGUGUGUCGAGGAAACGUGUUCCUGCGUCAGGCUGAAAUCGAAAUCCCUCUGGAGGAUCCUGUGACGGGAGACUACGUGCACAAGUCUGUGUUUAUUAUUUUUUUCCAAGGUGAUCAGCUAAAAAAUAGAGUCAAGAAAAUCUGUGAAGGGUUCCGUGCCUCCCUCUACCCUUGCCCAGAGACACCGCAGGAGAGGAAGGAAAUGGCUUCUGGAGUCAAUACCAGGAUUGAUGAUCUUCAAAUGGUGCUGAACCAAACGGAGGAUCAUCGCCAGCGGGUCCUGCAGGCAGCUGCUAAAACUAUCCGUGUCUGGUUCAUCAAAGUGCGGAAGAUGAAGGCUAUCUACCAUACCCUGAACCUGUGUAACAUUGACGUGACCCAGAAGUGUUUGAUUGCUGAAGUCUGGUGCCCUGUCGCUGACCUCGAUUCCAUCCAGUUUGCUCUCAGAAGAGGCACUGAGCACAGCGGAUCCACCGUUCCAUCCAUCCUGAAUAGGAUGCAAACCAAUCAGACCCCGCCAACUUACAACAAAACCAACAAGUUCACUUCUGGCUUUCAGAAUAUAGUAGACGCAUAUGGCAUUGGAACUUACCGGGAGAUAAAUCCAGCUCCGUACACAAUUAUCACUUUCCCAUUCCUGUUUGCUGUGAUGUUUGGAGACUUUGGUCACGGAAUCCUGAUGACGUUAAUUGCCGUGUGGAUGGUGGUUAGGGAAAGUCGCAUUCUGUCACAGAAGAAUGACAAUGAGAUGUUCAAUACCAUUUUUACUGGUCGGUACAUCAUUCUGCUAAUGGGAGUGUUCUCCAUGUACACCGGCCUUAUCUACAAUGACUGCUUCUCCAAAGCACUUAAUAUGUUUGGCUCAUCGUGGAGCGUCCGGCCGAUGUUCUCGAAAGGCAACUGGACAGAAGAGUUGCUUCAGAACACUCCUGUCCUGCAGCUGAAUCCUGCCGUGGCAGGGGUCUUUAGUGGACCGUAUCCGUUUGGCAUCGACCCGAUUUGGAAUAUUGCCAGCAACAAGCUGAACUUCCUCAACUCCUUUAAGAUGAAGAUGUCUGUGAUUCUUGGCAUCAUCCACAUGCUUUUUGGUGUCACACUGAGCCUUCUCAACCACAUCUAUUUCAAGAAACCACUGAACAUCUAUCUUGGGUUUAUUCCUGAAAUGAUUUUCAUGUCGUCAUUGUUUGGCUACCUUAUUAUACUAAUUUUCUACAAGUGGUCGGCCUAUGAUGCUCACACUUCAAAGGAUGCACCAAGCCUUCUAAUCCAUUUUAUCAACAUGUUUCUUUUCUCCUAUGCCGAUCCCAGUAUCAAGAUGCUUUAUAAAGGACAGAUAGGGCUUCAGUGCUUCCUGGUGGUUGUUGCGCUGCUGUGUGUGCCAUGGAUGCUGGUAGUUAAACCCUUGGUCCUUCGCCAUCAAUAUUUAAGGAGAAAGCAUUUGGAAGGGCAACCCAUGGAGGGCCAAGUCAGCACAGUCCAGAACGCGCAGGCACUAGAGGCAGCAGCGGCUGCAACAGGAACUCACAACUUCGGUGGGAUCCGGGUGGGCAAUGGACCAACUGAAGAGGAUGCCGAGAUCAUCCAGCAUGACCAGCUUUCUACCCAUUCUGAAGAUGGGGAUGAGCCUGCAGAGGAUGAGGUGUUUGAUUUUGGGGAUACGGUGGUACAUCAGGCCAUCCAUACCAUUGAGUAUUGCCUGGGGUGCAUUUCCAACACCGCGUCCUACCUGCGGCUUUGGGCUCUCAGCCUGGCCCAUGCACAGCUUUCCGAGGUGCUCUGGACCAUGGUGAUCCACAUCGGCCUCAGUGUGAGAAAUUUGGCUGGAGGUUUUGCUUUGUUCUUCCUAUUUGCUGCUUUCGCUACCUUGACCGUGGCAAUCCUUCUGAUCAUGGAGGGCCUGUCGGCUUUCCUUCAUGCGCUCCGUUUGCACUGGGUUGAGUUCCAGAACAAGUUCUACAUUGGCACUGGAUUCAAGUUCCUCCCGUUCUCAUUUGACAACAUCCGUGAAGGAAAAUUGGACGAUUAGAGCCCCCCUCAGCCUAACUGAGCAGUGUUAGACUCGAACGCUGGUGUGUUGUGCUGUGGUUAGCCCUUGUCCCCUGUGUGUUUGUGUUGUGAAGUUGUGUGUAGCUCCCCUGCCAUGAUGUGCUGCUUCUGAGAAAAUAACUUCUAUUGCAGCUGCCCGAAGUAUCUGUCUGAGGCUGCUAAGUGGAGAGCUGUGACGUCACUGUAGCAAGCUUAGCUGACAUCGCUUCGGAGUCACUGCUUUCCGCCCCGAGCAAACACCUUGUUUAGUGCUGUACAUGUUUACAGUGGGGGUUGUAGAGGAAGUGUCUGGACUUGGUGUAUUUAAUCAUGUAUCGGUUUAUGAUAUUGUACAGUAAUUAGCUCCUUGGCAGAUUCCCGUAAAGCACUGAGGGGAAAAUACAGCCUCCUAUUGCAUUAGGAACAGGACGUGCAAACUUCGGCCUGCCCGUAGCCCAGCUAAUCUGAGAGGGAAGCAUUUAGAGGGAAGAGUCUGUCUUUGCUGCCUGUUUAAACAAACUGAGAUCCACUGAUGCACAGAGGGGUCGUGGGGAAAGCUGGGGCCAUGUGCAACCCAGAGCAGUCCCUCUUGCUUCCACAUGUGCAGCGUUCUUACUGUGCGUGAGUGAUCUGUUCUCGCGGAUUGUGAAUGGUGCUUUCUUCACACCAUACUGCUGGGUGCGUCCUAGCUCAGGGAGCCGGGGGCAACAGAGCCCACUCUCCUCCCCCGGCUGUUGUCAAUUCACUGUAGCCUCCUUCCUCCUGCAGUUGCCGUUUCUAGCCUGCAGCAUUCCUGCCUGGUGCUAGGGGAUCUGGGCAGAUGGGUUCUGACACGCUUCGCGGAAGGGUCCGCUCUCACUUUCCAGCCCUGCCUGUACUCUCAGCCCAUGGAGUCGAGUCUCUUGUUUCCUCAGCAAUGUCCCAGCGUUUCUCAAACUCGACACAGGCAUGUGCCCACCACGGUCUGCACCUAACUUACCUAAACCAGCACCCAUGCUCAACUGUAACCUGGGGAGCAUCCCCCAGAGCCUGUCAGCAGGGACCGGCUUACCCGGGCACAGCCCGGCCCUGCAGCCUGCCCGUCUGUGGUGUUAUGGGGGCUGCAGUUUGUCUGCCCUGCUGUCUGCGCCAAGAGAAUGUACCUGCUUCCCCGUAACUCUCCAAAAGCCCAGGCAUGCAAGCCAAACAAACCCAGGGCUGGUGCAGUGGGGCAGGGAGUGUUUUCUGUUUCCUCUCUGGGACUGGGGUCAGUCAGUGCUGUUUGGGCUGCUGGCAAAGUGGAGAACCCGGCAGGGUCCUUGGGCUAUUCAGUUCCCUCAAGGGCCAAACGCUGGGCUUCCACAAAAUUCCCAGCUCCGGCUGACCUAGAGAGCCAGGCCCUGGAUUCAGAGACCUUGUGACUAGAUCAGUGCCAGAGUCGUGCUUGAACUGGUGACGGUCUGUGUGGUGUGGGAGGGCUGGGCAGAUGUCAGUGAUGUCAGUCCAUAAUGGAUCGGAGUGGUGGAAGCAGGAAAUCCUGGGCAUUUGUUUGGUCCCUACUGGAGCUGCAGUCUAUAGUCAUGAAGGUGUUUCUCUCCCUUCUCUGUCACAUGUACGUGUGCACAGAUAACUGCAUCUGCUACCAUGGAACCUCUCUCAUUUCUUCUGGUCUCAGAGGCUCCAUUGCGAUUGUGUCUGUAUCUCGCCCUCUGCCAACGCUGGCCUAUUCUUAGCGAUCAUGCAACCAAGGAGAGUGAACUCUUGGCAUUUUGUUCCGAAAAGUCUGUUGUUCAUCAGUGCCGCCCCUCUGGGGCUGGGCUGUAUGAUGCUGUCGCUGGGACUUGGACACCAAGUGCAGGAGUGGCUGGUAAUGUUACCAAACCCACAUGAAACUCCACAUUCUUCUCCUCCCAGUGGAGUGGAGGGGAGUGAUAGGAGCCGCUCUGCGGACCGUGGGCAUUGCGUUCCCUGCCGGCUUGGUGGGGCUGAAGGACGGGCUCCGGGCCGUCAGAUGUGCACCUUUGACUAUUGCUUAAUGAAGUUAGUAAAAUCCGAUUAUUCCAGGGACUCUGAGGGUUGGUCGUGCUAAGUAACACACACACACUCGGACAUCCGAUCAAGUGUUAGAGGGCAGAUAAUUGCCCCAGAGAACCUCCCAGGCACGGCCGCACUUGUCCUGUCCAAAGUCACCUUGUGAAGGGGGCAAAGGCUGGGCCUCAUUGCAAUGGCCUCUGUGGGAACAGGGUUUAAGGGUCACUCGGAGGGCAGCAGGUGCCUGUUCCCCUUGUGCGGGGUGUGAAUGUGUGUUUAAGCCCUCUGUGUUGCACAGCCUGCUGUAACAGAUGCACUGUAUGGGGGGGGGGGCGGGAGGGGGGAUAGAUACUAAUGAAAUCAUGACUGGAAUCGCUUAGAAGUGGCCAUCCAAUAGGAAAAUGCCAUGAAAUGCAGGAUUCACCGAAGUGGUGUAAGAAAAGUGCGCAGUGAGAAUGAAAAGGAACAGCCCGAAUGUCUGAGCGAGGCUGGGUGGGGCAGACAGGUCCAGCCGGGUGUUUCUAGCCACAGUCUGUGUAACUAUCCCGGGGUGGGAGGCGCACAGGGAUUUGCAGUAAUUGAGCCGGAUUCUGUUUACAUGUUGUUUUUACUGUGUGUUUACAAUCCUGUUUUGUGCGCAGUGCAAGGGGAAAUGAAGUCUGGUCUGCAGCCCACGCGGUAACACUAACUACCCUGCUGGCUUUGUCGCGACUCACCCUACACAUUACAUUGUUGGAGUGGAGUGUAA